GGAGUGACAGAAUGAUGGAGUGAAUUAAUUCAACCUUAGCCAGCCCUGAUUGACUCGCUACCAAACUGGCAUGUACAAACACUCACAGUGACACCAAAGCCAUGGAGAGAGAAAAGAGGAAUGACAUGUCUUUUUCCAGAAAGAGAAGUUUCACUUUUGGGGCAUAUGGCGGUGUGGACAGAUUCACAUGUGGGGAUGAGACAAGCAGACCUGAAUCUGCAGAAAAAAAGCCACUGGGCAUCCUGGACUCUGCUAGCAGUGAGAGCAAGCCUUUGCUUUCUACCAGCUGCAGCCAGAGGGACACCGAGCUGUUUGAAAUCAUUGAGAAGCUGCAGGGCAGCCGGAUCGAUGAGCAGCGGUGUGAAUUCCCUCUGCCUCUGAAGUCCCAGCUUUUGACCAUAGGUGGAGAACUGCCACUCAUCCUCCCUUCAAAACUGGGAGGUUACUGGAUAGACCCCCCCCUGGAGAGGCUGGUGGACGUGAGUCCCACCUCACCCCACCAUGGCCUCGACCGGGAGAACUACGACAUCAUGGAGAGAGACGGAGAGGCCAGAAUCUACCAGGAGUUCUUCCGCUCUCGAUACCAUCACUCGUUCACAGCCACGGAUCCAUCAUUGGGGCCCCUGGUUCUCUCAGUGUGUUUGGAGGAAGAGGAGAACAGACUACGGGUGAUAUUGAGGAUGAAGGAGUGCUCUCUGCACGGAGUUUUCUCUGUGUCUCUUUUCCCAAACAUCCCAUCUGCUGUUGAUUUAGCAAAGAUCCUCUGCGACCGAGUGACCGCCUCAAAGUUUGAUGUGGUCAGCUACCUGAAGGCUCCAGAACUUAUCACCGCGUUCGAUGAGCACAGAGUGUCUCCUAACUUCAAGUUUGGUGUCUUGUACCAGAAGGACGGACAGUUCACAGAGGAGGACAUACUGAGCAACAAUGAGGAAAGUGAGGAGUUUAAAGAGUUCCUGUCUGUUUUGGGAGAGACGGUUCAGCUGCAGGGAUUCACGGGCUUCAGAGGAGGACUGGAUGUGUGUCACGGCCAGACGGGAACCGAAGCCGUCUUCACUUCCUUUCGCGGGAGAGAAAUCAUGUUCCAUGUCGCAACCAAGCUGCCUUUCACUGAAGGCGACCCGCAGCAGCUGCAGCGAAAAAGACACAUUGGUAACGACAUUGUCGCGUUAGUCUACCAGGAGGGCCAGACCCCGUUCCUCUCUGACCUGAUCAAGUCUCACUUCCUGCACUGCUUCCUGGUGGUCCGGAGGAUUCAGAGGGAGGAGGCAGGUGGAGCUGCAUUCCAGUUGUCUGUCACGGCCAGAGAGGACGUUCCUCUUUUCGGUCCAGUCCUGCCAGAUCCUCCAGUCUUCACAGAUCCUUCCCAGCUGAGAGAAUUUCUUCUGACCAAACUGAUCAAUGCAGAGAUUUCCUGCUACAGAGCAGAGCAGUUCAGCAGGCUGGAGCUCCGCACCCGAUCGUCACUCUUAGAGAGCUUGCAGACUGAACUCUUCACCCGCUCCCAGUGCAUGAUGGGAGAUCCGUCGCUGCACUCCUCUUCUGACGGUGUGCGGGGAGCGUCUGAAGGAAGUGGGGGAUUUAUUGAAAAUUUUAAGAGGGCAAUCAGAGUGCGGAGCCACUCUUUUGACACUCUCAGCGUUCCCAGGAAGAUUGUUGGCAACUCGUCACAGAAGUUCAAGCCAGACAGAGAUGGAGAGAGUGACAAAUCUUCUGCUUCCACCGACACUUCAGGAACAGCUGAACUCAAAGAACAAACAAGUCCCCAAGAAGAGACAUAGAAAAGUGACCUUGUUUGUUUUAGGCUUCAUUAUUAAGAAGAACACUGUUUGUGAUUACAUCUUAAUUAUACAGGAAAAUAAGUUGUAUGUAAAUAUAAAGCAAUGACAAAUAGAUUUUUCUGAAAAUAUAUUUAGUUUGCUGUUUUAGAAGUGAUAUUUAACCAUUAAAAAUAUGUAAGUAUCAAAGUUUGAUGCAUAAAAGAGACAUUUUAACGUGUUUGGGGGUGACAGGGUUACCACUUUGUGAAAACAUAAUAUGAAAUAUAAAUUAGAAUUGAUUAUUAAUUGAAUAUUUUAAGCUAGUUUAUGAUAUGAUACUAAUAAAACAUGAUCAGAGUUUGUGAGGAAAUGUGUUGUU
Messenger RNA from Salarias fasciatus (jewelled blenny), 2136 nucleotides. It is a transcript of the gene rap1gapl, whose product is annotated as RAP1 GTPase activating protein-like. NCBI's taxonomy places the organism in Eukaryota, Metazoa, Chordata, Actinopteri, Blenniiformes, Blenniidae. Gene Ontology annotation, cellular component: cytoplasm. The record is from RefSeq and is a predicted model, not a curated record. Gene Ontology annotation, molecular function: GTPase activator activity. The transcript is spliced from 19 exons. Gene Ontology annotation, biological process: regulation of small GTPase mediated signal transduction. The coding region runs from base 102 to 1778 and encodes 558 amino acids.